AUGAGAACCUCAGGACAGCUGAGGCAUUGCCCUACAAUGUUUUUUGCCUUGGCAUUGUGCCUCUUGGCCACAAGUGCGCUUGCCACUACGCCUUAUACUUAUUCUUCACCACCUCCACCACCAAAGCACUUGGAGACCCCUCCACCACCAAAGUAUGUAAAACAUCCACCACCUCCAUCACCAUCACCCCCUCCACCCUAUUAUAACAAGUCUCCACCACCGCCUUCUCAUUCGCCGCCUCCUCCUUAUGUGCACAAAUCUCCACCACCACCCACUCACUCACCACCUCCACCAUAUGCUUACAAGUCACCACCUCCCCCUUCUAAAUCACCACCUCCUCCUUACGUCCAGAAAUCUCCUCCUUAUGUCCACAAGUCACCACCUCCACCAUCAUAUUCUCCUCCACCUCCUUACCACUACAAGUCACCACCUCCACCAUCAUACUCUCCUCCACCUCCUUACCACUACAAAUCACCACCUCCACCAUCACAUUCCCCUCCACCUCCUUACCACUACAAGUCACCACCACCACCAUCCCCAUCACCUCCCCCUCCAUACCACUACAACUCUCCUCCUCCUCCAGUGAAGUCAUCCCCACCUCCCCAAUAUCACUACAAAUCACCUCCACCUCCAUACUAA
Messenger RNA from Prunus avium (sweet cherry), 639 nucleotides. RefSeq lists its product as uncharacterized. The record is from RefSeq and is a predicted model, not a curated record. Lineage: Eukaryota; Viridiplantae; Streptophyta; Magnoliopsida; Rosales; Rosaceae.